Orycteropus afer afer is the source of this 1064-nucleotide messenger RNA. RefSeq names its product dolichyl-phosphate mannosyltransferase subunit 1, catalytic (gene DPM1). NCBI's taxonomy places the organism in Eukaryota, Metazoa, Chordata, Mammalia, Tubulidentata, Orycteropodidae. The record is from RefSeq and is a predicted model, not a curated record. Gene Ontology annotation, cellular component: endoplasmic reticulum membrane. Gene Ontology annotation, biological process: GPI anchor biosynthetic process; protein O-linked glycosylation via mannose. Gene Ontology annotation, molecular function: dolichyl-phosphate beta-D-mannosyltransferase activity.
GGCAGCUCGCGCAGGUCCGUCAUGGCGUCUGUAGAAGUCAGUCGUAGCCUACACAGGUCUCGCUGGGAUCAGGAGGGGCAAGCCCCGCGGCAGGACAAGUUUUCGGUGCUUUUACCCACCUACAACGAGCGCGAGAACCUGCCGCUCAUCGUGUGGCUGCUGGUGAAAAGCUUCACUGAGAGUGGAAUCAACUAUGAAAUUAUAGUCAUAGAUGAUGGAAGCCCAGAUGGAACAAGGGAAGUUGCUGAACAAUUGGAGAAGAUCUACGGGUCAGACAAAAUUCUUCUAAGACCUCGGGAGAAAAAGUUGGGGCUAGGAACUGCAUAUAUUCAUGGGAUGAAACAUGCAACAGGAAACUACAUAAUUAUUAUGGAUGCUGAUCUCUCACACCAUCCAAAAUUUAUUCCUGAAUUCAUUAGGAAACAAAAGGAGGGUAAUUUUGACAUUGUCUCUGGAACUCGAUACAGAGGGAAUGGAGGUGUGUAUGGCUGGGAUUUGAAAAGAAAAAUAAUCAGCCGUGGAGCCAAUUUUAUAACACAAAUUCUGCUGAGACCAGGAGCAUCUGAUUUAACUGGAAGUUUCAGAUUAUACCGCAAAGAAGUUCUACAGAAAUUAAUUGAAAAAUGUGUUUCAAAGGGUUAUGUCUUCCAAAUGGAGAUGAUUGUACGAGCAAGACAGUUGAAUUACACUAUUGGCGAGGUUCCAAUAUCAUUUGUGGAUCGUGUUUAUGGUGAAUCCAAGUUGGGAGGAAAUGAAAUAGUCUCUUUCUUGAAAGGAUUACUGACUCUUUUUGCUACUACAUAGAAGAAAAUUACCCACUUACAUUUAUCAUACUCAUUUCAAUUAAAGCAUAAAAGAAGCCCGGUUGGUGAUUUAUAUAAAAUGUACUCUUAAAGCAUAAAUCGUAAGGUAAGGUAAAUUUCACGUGAAUCUUUUUUUUCCUGAAGAAACGCCACCACUUAGUAUUUCAAAUUAAAUUAGAAAAAUGAGUAGUUUUAUUGAUUUUUCAUUUACAUUUUACUGUAUUAUGAUCUAUAAAUAAAUGUAUAUGAUUUUCUUUUGCA